AUGAAAUCAACUUUUCUCCUUCUCAUCUUGUCUCUUUGGCUCAUCGCGGCCUUCGCAGCACGACAAGACCCCUCGUCUAAGGAUCAGGCGGGAGGUUUCAUGGGCCCGGGAUCCGGCUUCGGCAUACCCGGCAUACCCGGCUACGGCGGAGGCUAUGGAGGCUAUGGAGGCGGCUACGGCGGCCCCACCGGAGGCCGUUCCACGCAUGGCGUCGUGCGCCCCACCGUCGUCUGCAGUGACAAGGGCCCCUGCUACAAGAAGAAGCUCACCUGUCCGGCCAAGUGUUUCAGCUCCUACGGAGGCUCCGGGAAGGGAUAUGGCUACGGCGGCGGAGGCGGCGGCUGCACCAUCGAUUGCAAGAAGAAGUGCACUGCUUUCUGUUGAUGAGGAGAUUAUGUCUCUCCCCUCUCUCUAUAUAUAUAUACAAUAUGUAUAAAUAGUUGGUCACCGGAUUUACUUGUUGCCAACGCCCUACUCAUCUAUAUAUACAUAUAAGCCGUAGUUGGACUCAUAUCAUAUUCCAAUUCCACUGUAUAUUUGCUGCUUUGAUUUUGUUGCAUUUGCAUGUCACAAACCUUAUGCAGUGAAUUUAGGGCUUCAUAGUUUUCUCUAUGAUCUAUCUACCCUAUAUAAUAUCGCUAUUUCACUAA
This is a messenger RNA of Salvia miltiorrhiza (redroot sage), 650 nucleotides long. RefSeq names its product glycine-rich cell wall structural protein. The record is from RefSeq and is a predicted model, not a curated record. The transcript has a single exon. Bases 1 to 384 code for a protein of 127 amino acids. Lineage: Eukaryota; Viridiplantae; Streptophyta; Magnoliopsida; Lamiales; Lamiaceae.